This is a messenger RNA of Acromyrmex echinatior (Panamanian leafcutter ant), 945 nucleotides long. Its product is annotated as vacuolar ATPase assembly integral membrane protein VMA21 homolog. Gene Ontology annotation, cellular component: endoplasmic reticulum membrane. The record is from RefSeq and is a predicted model, not a curated record. Gene Ontology annotation, biological process: vacuolar proton-transporting V-type ATPase complex assembly. Lineage: Eukaryota; Metazoa; Arthropoda; Insecta; Hymenoptera; Formicidae.
UUGAAAACAUAACCUUGUUCCGGCUGACAUCGCAUUAGUGUUGCAACAAUAUACAAGACUCGAUAUUAAAUUUCGUUCAGCGGAAUUAACUGAGAAAGCUGAUAUUUAUGUCGGUAUCAAUUUUUUUAAUUUCGCUACUUUGAUAUAUACAUAUAUUACAGUCGCUAUCAUGGCAGGUACAAAGGAAGUAACAGAGCUGCAAGCGUUUAAAACAGUUUUUUAUCACAGUGUAGUGAUACUCGCGCUACCUGUGGUCGCUUUCUUUACAAGCAAAAUUUUUCUCUUUGAUGGUAUAUUAGGUCUCAACACAGUAUCAAGUAAUGUGUAUUCAGCUGGCAUUGCGGUAAUAGUAUUACAUAUUGCCUUAGGAGUUUUUAUAUACAGAGCAUACUUUGAUGAUCGAUCAAGAACACCAGCAGUUAAGAGAGAUUAGUUUUUUAUUAUUAAGUACACCUUGGUGAUCAUACACUUAUGACAUAAUCACAGUCAACACAUUUGUCUCGGAUAAUAUUAAAAUCCGAUUGCACCAAUGUUACUUUGAUUUUAAGCAAGACUUAAAACUCUGUCUCUCUUUCGCUUUAAAACAAGACAGAGAGUUUUAAAUCUUGCUUAAAGUCAAAGUAACAUUGGUGCAACUGGGUUUAAGUGGCAUUGUAAAGUAAAACUUUUAUGUGUUGUCACAACAGUCAACGAUACUUUUUUCUUUACUUUUACUUUAGUCAGUAAUCAGUUGAAAGCCAUUUGCAAUUUGCCAAAAUUAACAAUUAAUGCUAUCUGCGUAAUGUAAUUUAUAUAAAAAUGAAUUUUUACAAAGCAACUUACAUUCCACAAUUUCAAACGUUACAUAUAUGCAUUACGUAUUCCCAGUAUAUUGUUGGAUGUCCACAAACAUUAAAAUAUUAUAAAUUUUCAUGUACAAAUAAAUAUAUGGUGAAUUAGUAUGAA